This is a messenger RNA of Bemisia tabaci, 3377 nucleotides long. RefSeq lists its product as uncharacterized. The record is from RefSeq and is a predicted model, not a curated record. Gene Ontology annotation, molecular function: DNA binding. NCBI's taxonomy places the organism in Eukaryota, Metazoa, Arthropoda, Insecta, Hemiptera, Aleyrodidae.
CUUUCAAUGUAAUGUAUCACUUUUUCGUGUACGUAGAAGAGGAAUUUUAAAAAUCCAAUUAUUUCUCUCGAACGUUGGCAACCAGGCAAGUGUCAGCUGACAGCCCCGCAGUGCAAAAUCUCAUCAUAUUCCGGGUUUUCCACGAUUUCCCAAUAUCGAGCUUAAUUUCAGCUUCAUCUCUGAAUUAUAUUUCUCACUUUUACUCCUACCUAAGCUGUAUUUUAAUUUUGCCCCCGUUCUAAUCUCCCUCCAUAACGAUCCCGUUAUUAACAACGAUUUCCCCGAAUAUUAUUGUAUCAGACACGUGUGAACAAUAAUAUACUUUUUCCUCAACUGGUAACACUGUUGCUUGGCAUUUGCUCUUCGUUCAUCCCCGCGAUUAAUUUUUUGCCAAAAUUCCAGUGAAUAACUAACUUGCCCGUCGCUAAAUUCCAGUGAUUCCCUUUUUUCUUUCGUUGUGAGUUUGAGUUUUCCCGUUUUCUUAACUCAACAUUUACACCUAUCCAAUUUUUUGCAUCUUAAUUUCGAUCGAGUUAUCGUCGAUGUGAAUUAUUCGUCCCGCCUCGAAAACUAACCUCAAAGUGGAAAUAAACAAGGAAAAUCCAAGCUGUGUCCGCACUCAACCUGGACGGUGAUUUCGUUUUCGGUUUUUCCUUCGUUUAUUCAUACGUCUAUCUGUUUGUUUUCUCCGUCCUUUUCUACCAUUGCGAAGCUUCUCCGGUCUUCGCUGAAGCUUCGACCGACUUUCCUGGCGGAUGCGAAUUAGAUAACCCGCCCCCAGAUGGCGUUCGGAUGAGGAUGGGACCGGACCGCUUUUCCUCGUCGAGCGGGACGAUGCGAUUCUGAGUUCAUCGGCCAGAUGUCCUGCGAUUGCAAAUUCGCCCGGAAUGGACGAUCCUGCAAGUACAACGCGGACCUCCUCAAGUUCCUCGAGCACGAAGCGGAGCUGCGCGCCCUCGCGGCCUCGCUGAACGGGCGCCGCGCCCUCCGCGAUGACACCGCCUUCCGCGACCUCCACGACGAGGCCCCCCUCCCCCGCCCGCGACCCGCCCCCACCCCCGCCGUCGGGAUAGGCAGCCCCUGCUGGAGCCCCCUCAGCUACAUCUGCGCCCUCGUGCCGGACCAACCGCCCGCGACCCCGUCGCCGAGCACCCCCAACAACCUCUUCGUCUACCGCCAGGAGGCGUCCUUCUUCAAGUCGGAGUGCGCGAAGACGCCCCCGGCCAAGCCGACUGCGGCCGCCUCCGCGGAGAAGUGCAAGCCGGAGGAGAAGACGGUCUCGGCGGUGUGCCCCCCGUGUCCCCCCUCGGCCUCCUCCAGCGAGUCGUCGGUGGAGAGUGGCUCGUGCUCCGAGGAUAAUUGGUACGACGUCAACAACUGCACCUGGGAGGAGUGGGAGGACUACUGCUGCGGAAGAUCGCAUCCCAAGAGCCAGCCGUGUCCCACCGGUGCCCCGCGCAAAUUCUGGAACCGGCUGAAAGCCAUCAAGCUGAAGCCCUGCCGGAAGCGGAAGCGCCCGAAGGACUGCCGGCGGACGAAGCUCAAGUGGUGCCCGUUCAAGAUCCUCGAGACGAUCACCCCGAAACCGGGCUCCUGCGCGCGGCUCCGCGACUGCCAGCCGAGCAUCGCCACCAUCGACAUGAGCCUCCAGAAGCGUCCCGCCCGGAGCAACCCGUGCGUCCCCUGCCAGGGCCCGCCGCCCAAGGAGCCCUCCCCCUGCUCUUCCUCCUCCAGCACCUCCAGCGAGGACUCCUGGUGCAAGCUCUACCUCGAGAACCGCAAGAACUGGAAGAGGGAAUGCAAAGAGCGUAAAGAGUGCAAGAAACCGCACAGAAGCCGGGAUCGUAGUCGCUGUGAGCGUGGUAGGAAGUGGGAGUGUAGUCCCCAGCCGUGUCCACAGCCGUGUUCAACCCGCAGCCGGCUCCGUGAUAAAGCCCGCCAGCUCCAACAGUUAUCCCAAUCUAAGAUUCUGUCCCGGUUUAAUCUCCCCGAUUGUUGUCCACAACCGUGCCCACAGCCAUGUCCCAGCCGGCCUGAAGUCACUCGCAGCCAGCAUAGCCAACCCUGCGUCCAUGCCCAAUCGACAACGGACUGCGGCGCUGUCCGGAGGUCCUCGCGAGACGAAGACUCGCUCUUCUUGAUGUCGCUGCUGCCAUGCUUCAAGAAGAUGGACCACGAUAGGAAGAUGGUGCUCCGCUGCAAGGUCCAGAACCUUGUUGUGCGGGAAACGCUAAGCCCGAGUAUGACGCAACUGGCGGCGGCCAAGCGCUCCCAGACCAAGUACGAGGAACGCCCUAGUCCGCCCACGAAGCGGUGUCGUAGCGAGGAACAGCGCCGCUGGAGUCGGGAGUAUCCCAAGAGUGACGUGGGGUACGAUCCAAGGUACGAAGAGCGCUCGAUCAGGAGACAGGAGUCGGACGAGAGCUACGAGCGGCGGUACCCAAGACGACGACACUCGUACGACAGGUGCGAGCCACGGCAGCGCGAGGACCGGUACCAGGUGUUGCUGAAGAAGGAAUCGAACGAGAGUUGCCCCGUGCAGAGGUACAAGAUCGGACACAGCCGGGAGGCGAAGUCUCCGGAGGAUCGGAAGGACGACCUCCGGUGGGAUAGUUGCAACGUGACCGAGCAGUUGAACAAGCACGUCGACGAGAUGAUGAAAGAUCGGGACCCGGACAGUCCGGAGCGGGUGCGCCACCAGAGGCAAGUGAAGCAGGAGCCGGCGUCCGUGCCGCCACCGCGGAAGACCUCCGCGCCGAAGGAGGUUAAGAAGGAGCCGGUUGAGAAGUGCCCCGAAGAGGCGAAGAGCCCGAAGAGGUCGCCGAUCAAGGAGAAGCCCCCCGAACCGAAGCGGGAGAGGUCGGGUACUGAUAUAGGGGUGCGACGCCAGUACAUGCGCCAGGAGGUCUACGGGUCGUACGGAGCACCGCCCGGGUAUUCUACCGGGAGCUCCACCUCCGGGGAGUACUGUGUCCCUGAACUUCUGCACACCUGUUCUUUGAGCCGCGUGCCGAACAAGCCCAAAUGAACUCACUUGAAGGCGGUUGAUUCAUCCUCUUUUCGUUCUUUGAGGGAGCGCCGGAUACGUGCCAGAGGUGCGAUCAGAUGAAGACACCUGGAGGAAUGAAUUCAAAGAAGAAAAGCGUAGAUCUUCGUGGAUGUAAUAACGCCACUCAAGGAGACUUCGUAAAGACGUGGUUCACUCAUUUCUCUUCGGACCCUAGGUGCAGAUCUGCAAUGUGAGGCACUCGAGGAUAUCGGACGACAAGCACAAGGCAUAAUCCCGAAGACCCCUAAGAACCAAAGUGACAGUAUUUAAGGUAUCCUAAAGAUGUCCACCCCAUGACCCCAUGUUCCUUACACAAUGUCAAGCUAAG